This is a messenger RNA of Laccaria bicolor S238N-H82, 663 nucleotides long. RefSeq lists its product as uncharacterized. The transcript is spliced from 4 exons. Lineage: Eukaryota; Fungi; Basidiomycota; Agaricomycetes; Agaricales; Hydnangiaceae. Bases 1 to 663 code for a protein of 220 amino acids. The record is from RefSeq and is a predicted model, not a curated record.
AUGGCAAUCGAUACCCCUCUGUUAACCAUAACGCCUCUAACGCCCUCUGAAAUCCCAUCUGAAGAAACAAUCAUAACAGAAGGCAUCACCCUAAUCGAAUCAACGUCCUCGUGGCCGGAAGGCAAAACCUUCUUCAACAACAUCAAAACCCUCUAUCACGCAAAGCGGUUGGGGGACGGCGCCCCAUGGCACGUUCGCCUCAGUGAACACGCCCCCGAAGAACUGACCUUUGACCAACUCUGGGAGAACCUGGCAAUUGACAAGCCUGUGAAGGAAAAAGAAUUCAUCCACGAAAUCCAAAAGGUCACCAAAGUAAAGGAGCUUUCCCCAACAGCGAGCAUCUGGACGCUGUAUUACACUUUCACGCCCCCCGUGUCACCUCGUGUCUUUACAGUGGUUCAGGUGGUGCGCCUGCAAGAAACGAAGCCACGUACUGGGAUAAUCGUUUCGCUGUCAAUCGAUCUUUCGUCGAAAGGGGACGAGGAGCUCGCCAAACUAGAGGAGAAGGGCGUCAAAGGCCGCUACGUCAGCGUAGAGCGAAUCAAGGAGCUUGAUAAUGGGAAUACAGAGUGGCGCAUGGCCACCUCGAGCACUCCUGGGGGGAGCAUACCCAGUUUCAUUGUUGAAAGCACGAUGGCAAAGAAGAUCGCUUCGGUAAGAUGA